Messenger RNA from Episyrphus balteatus (marmalade hoverfly), 5633 nucleotides. RefSeq names its product girdin (gene Girdin). The record is from RefSeq and is a predicted model, not a curated record. Gene Ontology annotation, biological process: cytoskeleton-dependent intracellular transport; cytoplasmic microtubule organization. The transcript has 15 exons. Bases 946 to 5034 code for a protein of 1362 amino acids. Gene Ontology annotation, cellular component: cytoplasm; centrosome. Gene Ontology annotation, molecular function: microtubule binding; dynein light intermediate chain binding. Lineage: Eukaryota; Metazoa; Arthropoda; Insecta; Diptera; Syrphidae.
CUUUACAACAACAAAUUUUCAAAGAUCAUUUUCCAUUGUCAGAUUAGACAAGAACAAAUUACAAAAUUGAAUGUAAUUUGGAAAACCACAUAAAAUCCAAUCGAAAAAGUUGGUUCCAUUCUUCCGGUUAAUUUGAAAAUUCAAGCGGAAAUGCCAGAAAGUCGCUAACAUUCGAAAUUGCAUACCUUUAGGGGCUGGAGGUGGUGACUUGCGAUAUCUGGAAAUUUCUAAUGAGUGACAGUUUACACUCGAGGAAUUUACCAAUGAGGAUUUUUGUCUGGAAAAUUGCAAAGGCACAACGCUCCUAAUUUUUAACAGACGAAAACAAAUGAAAAGAUAUAUUAAAAACUGGUAAGAAGGUGAAGGAGAGAGAACGAAAAUAGACUAAUUAAAAUUCAAAGAAGAUUUUUCUCUGGUUCCUGUGACAUUUUAUUCCACUGUCUUCAUCUCACAUGAUUAAAAUAAAAAAAAUUCAUUGGAAAAAUCGUCGAAUUUCAAUGUUAACUAAAUAAAGCUCACAACUUACCCCUAGAUCUGUACACCAAACUUCGAAUUAUCGAACAUUUAGAAACGUCAAAUGUCUUACCAACCUGACAAAACAAAAAUAAAUUUUGUCUGCAAGUGCAACGACAAGAAGUUUGGCUGCUGGAUGUCUUCUGUCUUGUAAAUUUUUUGUAAUGUGUACGUUUUUGUGUAAAAAUUGGAUUUUUAUUUUUGUAAAUUUCUUCAAAGUUAUGUGAUUUUUUGAUUAUAAUUUGUGUUUAUUUCAUACAAAUAAUAAAUUCCAAAUUCAUUUUUAAUAUUUCUAUAAACAAUGAUCAAAUAAAGACCAUUAAAAAAUUGUUUCCAAAAAACACCUCCAUUCAACAAAUUUCUUUGGAUCACAAGAAGAACCACAGAGACGACGGAGGAACUUGAAUUACAUAUUUUUUGCAAGAAGAAGAAAUGGCUGCUACCCCAGUUGAAAUUGAUGAAUUCCUUAAUGGGGCGCUUGUAUCUUGGCUGGAAUCAUGUUUACCAAGACCAGAAAUUCUAUCCGGAUAUGGCUCCCUUCUAGAUGGCAGCAUUAUACACAGUGUGUGGCUUCAAAUAGAUCCAGAACCACAAAAUCAUCCAGCUGAGCUAAAUGGUUUAAGUGGUGCAUCUCUUUGCAUUGCACGAGCACGAAAUUUCGAGUGCAUAGUUCGAAAUUUAAAAGCUCUAUUCGAAGAAGAAUUUGGUCAGACAAUAUUAGCGCUUCCUGAUUCUUAUACCAUAGGUUUUAAUCCUGAAACACGGCAUGGUUUGGAACAAAUGAAAGUUCUGUUAACGCUUUUGCUUGGCGCAGCAGUACAAUGUCCCAAUAAAGAAUUAUUUAUCGGUCGAAUAAAAGAACUUGAUGUUGAUACACAACAUGCAAUUGUUGAACUUAUUAAACAGGUUACUGAUAACCAUAGUUUGGUACUAACUGAGGAAUCAAUUGAUUUGCUCACACCUGCAGACAUGUACACUCACAUCUUGCGUUUGACAAAAGAACGUGAUUCCAUGUACAUGAAAUGGAUAACAGCAGUUGCAGUAGAACCCGAAUCGAACGGUACUGAUAGUUCUCAAAAUAUACCCCUUUCGCCAGCAAGUGGCAUGACAACAUCCCCUUCAUCAAGUUCAGAAAGUAAUCACAUGGCUGUUGAAUUAGCCGACCUUAAAUCAAAAUUAAGGAAAUUACGUCAAGAACUAGAGGAAAAAUCCGAAGCUUUUCUUGAGGCAAAGGAGGAGCUAGAACACAAGAGUGCACAACAUGAAAAACUUAGAACAGAGAGUCAAGAAUGGUACUCCGAAGCCAAAAGAGCAUCUGCUUAUAGAGACGAGGUAGAUGUGUUACGAGAACGUGCUGAACGAGCUGAUCGACUGGAAAUCGAAGUGCAGAAGUUCAAAGAAAAACUUACCGAUGCAGAAUUUUAUAAAACUAGAGUCGAAGAACUAAGAGAAGAUAACCGAAUGCUUUUAGAAACAAAAGAAAUGCUGGAAGACCAAUUGCAACGCUCACGCAAACGUAGUGAACAUGUUAUGACUCUCGAAUCGGAAAUAAUAAAAUAUAAACAAAAACUUAACGACAUGGCUCUGGAACGGGAUGUUGAUCGAACCAAGCUAGAGGAACUACUCGAGGAAAACACACAAUUGCAAUUGGUGGCGAAAAAUCUUAACACAAGUCAAGAUAUCGAUAAAUCAUUAUCUGAAAACGAAGACGAUUGUAAUUCUGGAGACAACAGUCUUUCUGAACAGUUAACAAAUAAUGCUCAAACUAGAGCACUGAAGCUAGAGCUAGAGAAUCGACGCUUACUUGCAGCCCUUGAUCAGCUUAAGGAAUCUUCUUUCCAUGAAUCAACAAAUAAAAUUCUUGAAUUGGAAAGAGAGAAAAAGAAAUUAUCCCUGAAAAUUGAACAGAUGCAAGAAAACAUUAUUCGUCUAUCGCAACAAAACAAAGAGCUUGAAGAUGUUUUCAAAAAUGCUUUGGAAGAAAACAAAAAGCUUCAGGAUACAAUUGAUUCUAGACAAAAAUCAUACGAGCGUCAAAGUCAAGAACGCGAAGUUGAUCGUAGUAAAAUGGUAGACUUGGAAAAGCAUGUGGAAACACUCAACAAAGAAAAGCAAAGAAUUCAAACUCUGAACGAAAGCAUACAACGAAGGGCAGAUGAUAUGGAACGUUUAAUUGAAACCAAGUCAAAAGAAGUCGAACAACUUAAGAACAGAACAACUGAAUUGGAAUCGGCUCGUAAUCAAUUGUACGACCUGGAAUCUAGAGUUUCUGUUUUGGAUCGAGAAAAUGCAAGUUUAGUUAAAGAAGUUUCCAAGUUGAAAGAAAAUCUUGAACAGAAAGCUGUUCAAUUGGAUGAGAAAUUAUUACAACAAGAAUCUCAAUCCAAGGAAGUAAAGAGACUAACUAGAGAUCUUGAAGAAUCGGCUCAAGCUCAAACCAAAAUAUUAGAUUUGGAAAAACUAAAUCAAGAUUUGGUGUCACAACAUGAAAUUGAUUUGCAGACCAUAGACACUUUACGCAAUGAUCUUGUGUCAGGAACACUAGCCACAAAUAAAGUGAAGCAUAAUUUGGAAAAACUUGGUCUAGAUAAUACAGAAAUUGAAAACUCUGAGCUUAAUGUAGAGAAUGUUGUUGAAAAGCUGGUAAGGAACCCAGAAACAUUCAAAACUGUUCGUGAAAUUAUGCUAAAUGUGACAAGACAACAAAAUUCUAAAUCGGAUAUGUGUGUUCUUUGUCAUAGAAAAGAAAUAUUCACAGUCGAGAAGAAUAUCGAGAUAACUGGUGAAUUUGAUGAACCCUACAGCAUACAACAUUCUAUACAAUUGGCAAUACCAGAGGCGUCAAAACUUCAAGAGACCAUUACGCAAUUGAAUACAUUAAAUUCUUCAUUGCAAGUGACAAAUGAAGGUCUGCAGGCAGAAAAUGCUAGAUUGAAUGUUGAUGUAGCAACUCUAGGUUCUCAGAUAACUUCCCUUAACACACAACAUACAGCUUUGCAAUUAGCAAACUCGCAAUUGGCUGCCGAUAAGGAUUUGCUCCUUAAACAGCUGGAAACUCUUAAACAUGAGCACAAAAAUCUUCUCAAUGAUCAAGUCACCCUGCAGUGCUUGCAUGACCAGCUUAAUGCUGAAUAUGAAUCUUUGAAUAAGGAUAAGGAACAGAUAAAAGUAACUGUUCGUGAUUUGCGUAAUGAAAAUCGUGAGCUCAAAGAACGUUCUCAAAAUCUAGAAAAACAAUUGGACGAAUUGAAAGCUCAAAUUGCUACAAUGAAACCAAGUGUUGAUGACUUGGGCAUUUUGCGCACAGAGCAUUCGAAGUUAACGGAUGAUUUUCGAAGUUUGUUCGCUACCAGUGAUCGAUUUAAGAAUGAAUACAAAAAUAUUCAGGAACAAUAUAAAAUGAUUCGAGCUGAAAAUAGCAGACUUAAAUUACAAAACACUGAGAUUUCUGGCGAGUUAAAUGCUAAAAGUGAUCAAAUUAAGAGUAUGGAAGUUGAAUACACAAAAGCUAUGCAACGUUGUGAGAUGUUGUUACAGAUGAAUUCAGAUCUCGACACUGAUCGCAAAACACUUAUGGACAAUGUGUCUCAGCUUCUUUCACAAUAUCAUGAACUAUUGACGCAUUCGUUGGAAGACAAACAGCAUUUCCAUGAAGAAGAAAAAAGUUACACAGACAAAGUCAAUAAUUUAAAUCGACAAAAAGAGAAACUCGAAGAAAAAAUAAUGGAACAUUAUAAAAAAUCAGAAAGUUGUGUUCCAAAAAAAAAAGCAUUUGCCAGUAACUUGGUCCGUAGAGUAAAAAAAGCGAGCUCGGAUCUAAUGAACAUUGUUCCAAGCAGAAAUCGAAGAUCAUGGGUUGAUGACACCCGAUUGACACAAUCACAAUUCGCUAUUGGUUCUGAAUCUGGUGGCAAUGAUUCAGAUAAUAGCAUUGAAGAGCCGAGCUCAAUUGUUUCUGAUACUCCUUUAUUACAACGAAAUGUUGCAAUGCGGCAAAGUUUGCAACGAAAACCCAGUGAUUUGAUGGAUAGUUCAAUAACCCGUGGUGGAUUCCGAAGUAGUUUACAGUCGCAAAAACGGAGCGACUUGAGUAGUUCUCGUAGAAAUAGUGUACACGGGCUUGAAGCACCUGAUGUAACAGGAAGCAGCUUAACACUUGGCGCCGCUGGAAGCCGCAGAACAGUUUACCUGAUUGAUGAAAAUCAAAAAAUUGCUGAUUCUACACAAUCACCUUCACCCAACACACCCGAAGCUCAAACACCAACAAACAAUGUUAACCCCUCACAAACAAACGAUAAUCCGUCCACAUUUCUAAUGUACAAUCGAAUAAACACAAUGAUCGGCCCAACUGCCGACACUUUAGCGAAUGACAUCACUCCUGCCGGUGGAUGCGGCAGCAGCAGCGGAGCCGCGUCCAGUGGCAAUCAAGGUGGAAAUGCCACCACCGAUGAUAAACUACUGCCCCGUAAAAGACCCGAAGACAAAAGCAAUAGUAUUUGGUAUGAAUACGGUUGUGUAUGAUGAGAAUCCUUUAUCUGCAUUAAAGUACACACACUUGCAGAUAUUUAUUUAUUAAUUACCUUGUAUAACGUAUAAGUGCCCGCUUACGGAAAUUGCCUUACAUUUUAAACUAAUCUUAAGCUUUAACCAUUCUAUGUAUUCUUUGAAAAAUUGAAAAUUGAAAAAUAUUAACAAUUAUCUUUCGAAGCAUAUCCAGUGACGCUAUAGACUUCCGACAUAUACAUACAACAUAAUAGUAUUUUUAAGUAAAUAAGAUUAUAUUCGUACACACAAUAAUGUAUAAUGCCGAAUUUAUGUUUUAAUAAUUUGCAGUGCUUAAAUUUGUAAGAUAUAGUUUAUAAAUGAUUUAUGAUGUUUUCUUUUUUUUUUAACAGAGAAUGUUUUAUUCUUUAUUCCAGUUGCGAAUUUUACAAAUCGAAUAAAUCAUUAAAAUAAUAAAAAUAAAAAAAAAUUAUACAAAUACAUUUAAAUGAGGAUAAGUCCUCUUUCUUUUGGCAAAGCGCCAGUGUGAGAAGUAACUUGAAAUGCAUUUAUCUUAAUUUUCUGUUUUAUGAUAAUUAUUUUUUUUUAAUAAAGAAUGAGCCAAAUGUCUGUGCGUA